AUGUUCCUCGUUCGCCGCUUUCCCCAGGAGAUUCUCGACCUAAUCGUGGAUGCAGUGGCGCAAAAUGAAGACACGACUUAUGACGUCGACUCACCUGGGGAAGACUCAUUGCGAGCCCUUUCUCUCGCUUGCAGGGCAACGAGCGGUCGGAGCCAGAAACAUAUCUUUUCCUCUAUCGUAGUCACCUAUGACACUGUCCUCCGGCUACAUGCUACAUUACUCAACUCACCGCACCUCGCGAAGUACACCAAGGAGUUCACAAUCCAGGAGUACAGGGAGGCCUUCCCUGUCUCAACCUGCCGCGAUCCCCUACAGUUCAUAAUGGCGUCAUUCCAUGGACUGACACGUCUCAACCUCUGGCACAUCAUGUCUGACGCAUGGGAUUUCUCCUCGUGCCUACCCUCCACGCUUCCGUCACUUAGGACACUGCAAAUCUGCGGCUGCACCCUGCCGUCUCACGGCGCUCUUCGUCGAAUCGUAGAUUCCAUGCCGCAGGGCGGUGCACUUUACCUAGAAGACGUCAGCUUUCUGGAAUGUCCGGUGAAAGCGCUCUCAAACCUGGACUCGGCGUCUUGGUCCUUCUCGGAUCUGGACCUUUUUGAUUACUGCCUAGACGAACCCGAGGAUGUAGUGAUAGCGUCCAUGAUCAAGAGCGUGGAUCACCUCGACAUGGAAAUAAAGGACUGGGUCGAUCUCCGGCUUUUCCACGCGCUCAUGCAUCCGAGCAAAGGCCUCAAGAAGUUGACGUUGGGGGUGUACUGGGCUCUGAAUCCGGAUGAGAUUGGCGCGCUGUAUGAUGAUGACGCUUCCUGGAGAUGCGGCCUCGCGUUGGAGUGGGUCACGUUGCGUGCGUUGGCCGACGAGAUCGAGCCGGGCGAAGCGGAGGGGGAUGGGCGAUGGGCAACUCGCUUCCUCCUCGCGGUCAACUCCGAAAAGCUUUCAACCGUUCACCUGCGCAUCUCAGACAGCUUUGUUGUUGACUCGCCCGGAUCGCUCUGGCCAGGAUUCGACUGGGCGGCGGUCGACGAGGUGCUUUCCUCCAAAAUCCGGUACCCGACCUUGAAGCACCUCGCUAUACUAUCGACGCGUCGUUGGGGGUGUUUCUCGAAACAGAAAGAACUUGAUGAGCUCCUGUGGAAUCUUCUUCCUAUGUCUGCGGAGAGGGGCAUUUUGUGCGCAAAGCGAGAGACCGGUGCAGAUAUUUGA
Molecule: messenger RNA, 1206 nt
Organism: Punctularia strigosozonata HHB-11173 SS5
Lineage: Eukaryota; Fungi; Basidiomycota; Agaricomycetes; Corticiales; Punctulariaceae
Exons: 2
Coding region: 1-1206 (401 amino acids)
Source: RefSeq, a predicted model, not a curated record